CAACUUCUUCGUAUAGAAGAAAAACAGAGGCUUUCGUUUUCUCAAAAGCUCGUCUCUGCGACCAAAAACCGUACAAAUUAGAACCCACCACCGAUUUUCUUCGAGUUUCGCUCUCUGGCAUUCGCUUGCUUGCUCUUUCUAGAAACCCAUGGCGAGCAACGAGGAGGCUGUGGAGGAGGCAAAUGGGGACUCAUUUCUGGCGGUGAAGCAGAGAUUGAGGGAUCGGUCCAAGAAAGUGGCUCAGACGAAGGAGAUGUUGUCGAAACAAGCUGUUCAGACGAAGGAGAUCUUGUCCAAACAGGCCGUUAAGAUCGCUAAGCAAGCUGAAGAGCACGAAAGAUUCAUCAACAAGGUAACUCAUCUAUUGGGGGUUCUCGGGUUCGGUGCAUUUUGCUUCCUCUUGGGUGCAAGGCCACAAGAUAUUCCAUAUGUGUAUUGUUUGUUCUACUUCACCUUUGUUCCUCUCCGAUGGAUCUAUUAUCGGUUCAAGAAAUGGCAUUAUUAUCUUCUGGAUUUCUGCUACUAUGCCAAUACAAUUUUCUUGGUCGUGCUUCUUCUAUAUCCAAAGAAUGAAAAACUUUUCAUGGUUUGCUUCUCAUUUGCAGAGGGACCAUUAGCCUGGGCAUUGAUUGUUUGGCGUUGUAGCUUGGUGUUCAGUUCUGUUGACAAAAUUGUUAGUGUCCUUAUACAUCUGUUACCUGGGAUUGUCUUCUUUACUAUUCGAUGGUGGAAUCCCACGACCUUUGAAGCCAUGCAUCCUGAGGGAACUGCCCACAGAGCUUCAUGGCCUUAUGUGGAAAACAAAUCCUACCUGUGGACAUGGCUGUUUGUGGUUCCCUUAGCAGCUUACACACUCUGGCAAGUUCUCUAUUUUCUCAUUGUUAAUGUCCUACGCAGACAGAGGCUGUUGAGAGAUCCCGAAGUCAUGACUUCCUACAGGGAGCUCUCCAAAAAAGCCCAGAAGGCAAACAAUAUAUGGUGGCGUCUAAGUGGUCUGCUUGGGGAUCAGAAUCGACUGUUGAUGUAUAUCUUGUUCCAAGGUGUAUUCACUGUAGCAACAACAGCACUCACAGUCCCCAUCUUCUUGUCAUAUGAAAUGCAUGUAGUUUUCCAAAUACUUAAGGUCUCUGCAACUGUAUGGAAUGGAGGAAGCUUUCUGCUAGAAGUGAUGCCAAGGCAGGUGAUUCUUAAGGAAAAGAAGAAAUCAGAGACGCAGCCAGUCCAAACACUACUGGUUCCAUCUGCAGAGACGAAUCAGCCUGAUCAACCGCCACUAGUUGAUUAUUUGAAGGAGAAUGGUAGUCAGCAAGAUCAAUCCUCACUUGUCGAAACCUCAGAGGAGAUGAACAGCUCUGCUGAGCCACAUCCUUCGUAGCAGCUGCAUACAAAAUAACAUCAAUAUCUGUGUAGAACUGUGUGUUGUGCCCCAUGAGAGGGAACUUUGUUAGCUCAUCUAAGCUGUAGUUCUCUGAACUUCGUUUUACAAAUCAAUCAUAGUGUUCUGUUUAUUUA
Molecule: messenger RNA, 1512 nt
Organism: Vitis vinifera (wine grape)
Lineage: Eukaryota; Viridiplantae; Streptophyta; Magnoliopsida; Vitales; Vitaceae
Product: glycerophosphocholine acyltransferase 1
Exons: 8
Coding region: 149-1375 (408 amino acids)
Biological process (GO): phosphatidylcholine biosynthetic process
Source: RefSeq, a predicted model, not a curated record